Messenger RNA from Spinacia oleracea (spinach), 816 nucleotides. RefSeq lists its product as uncharacterized. The coding region runs from base 1 to 816 and encodes 271 amino acids. The transcript has a single exon. NCBI's taxonomy places the organism in Eukaryota, Viridiplantae, Streptophyta, Magnoliopsida, Caryophyllales, Amaranthaceae. The record is from RefSeq and is a predicted model, not a curated record. Gene Ontology annotation, molecular function: zinc ion binding; nucleic acid binding.
AUGGAGAAUCCCAAAGAGUUGUGGGAUAGUCUUAAAGAAAGAUAUGGACACCAUAAAAGGGUGCUCCUGCCAAAGGCUCAAUUUGACUGGACUAAUCUGAGGUUCCAGGAUUUUAAAUGUGUUAGUGAAUAUAAUUCCACGUUAUUCAAAAUUGUAUCAUUGCUGAGAUACUGUGAUCAAGCGGUCACGGAAGAUCAAAUGAUAGAGAAAACCCUAUCCACCUUUCAUGCGAAUAAUAUUCUAUUGCAACAGCAAUACCGAGAGAGGGGCUUUAAGAGAUAUUCUGAGCUGAUUUCUCUAUUGUUGGUUGCUGAACAGAAUAAUGAUCUUCUGUUAAAGAACCAUAAUCUUAGACCAACUGGGUCUAUGGCAUUCAAUGAAGCGAAUGCCGUUGAAAGCCCAAACCCACCUGAGGCAAAUGUUGCCCAUAGAGGUGGACGUAGAAGAUUUAACCACCGCGGUAGAGGACGCGGAAACCACCGUAGCCGUGGUCGUGGUCGUGGCAGGGGUUAUCUGGGCCCUAUAAAUAAUAAUCACAAAGGGCAUCAACAAGGAAAUCAAAAGCACACCCCCUCAAAAGAGAAAGACACAUGUUUUAGAUGUGGCAUGACUGGCCAUUGGGGGAAAACAUGUCGUACUGCAAAACAUUUGGUAGAUCUGUACCAAGCCUCCAUAAAAGGCAAAGGAAAAGUUGCUGAGGCAAAUUAUGUAGAUGAGGAAAAUCCCUCAGGGCCAAGCUUUGAUGUAUCUAAUUUCUUCAAUGAUAACCCUGACAGUGGCAAUGAUCUGAUAUUUGGGGAUAAUAGUAACAUAUAA